Chaetomium fimeti is the source of this 2271-nucleotide messenger RNA. RefSeq lists its product as uncharacterized. The coding region runs from base 209 to 2137 and encodes 642 amino acids. Gene Ontology annotation, molecular function: FAD binding; oxidoreductase activity. NCBI's taxonomy places the organism in Eukaryota, Fungi, Ascomycota, Sordariomycetes, Sordariales, Chaetomiaceae. The record is from RefSeq and is a predicted model, not a curated record. The transcript is spliced from 3 exons.
GGUCGCUUUGCGCUGUUGAUCAACCACAUCCCAGUCAGCAUGCAGGACCAUGCAUAUCCGAAUGAUGAUAGGCCCAUAAGCCCUUGCUGUCCCGCAGCUUGUGAGGGGAAGUUCGACGGCAUCAGAAUGAGACGUCGUCGAAUUAUGGCUUGAGGUUGUUAUCUUCAUCUUCUCAACAAGGCAUCUCCAUGACCUAUUCUUGCCUGACAUGGCUGCCGCUUUUUGUCUGUUUGGGCUGCUCUUCCCUUCCGUUCUCUCCUUCGGCGCUGCGCAAGGCACGAGCGGCCAUGCCUACCCUCUCUUUGAGUACGAGACAAGAUCGUUGACAGAGGAGGGGCUCGAAAAGUUACUCGCCGGGGCAGGUGCUUCGGACAGUGCCUCUCUCUUUGCGUUCGACGACGGAACUAAAGCAAACCCGGGUCCAAGCGGACCAGCUUGUAAGGUAUUUCCAGGGGAUGCAGAAUGGCCAGCCCAAAAUACUUGGCAGACAUUCGACGACCUCCUCGGCGGAGCUCUCAUUGAGACCGUGCCGGUCGCCGCCCCGUGCUAUCAAAACACGGGUAUCUACGACGCCGAAAAGUGUGCCGCUGUGCGCGAUUCCUUCAGCAACCCCUAUUUCCAUGAAAAUGACCCGACCUCCAUCUUUUGGCCGCUGUACCAAGGACGGACAUGCAUGGUGACGGACGACCCCAACAGCAGCAACUGCACCCACGGAGCCUUCCCCGUCUAUGCUGUAAAUGUCAGCAGCGUCAGCCAAAUCCAGCUCGCCGUCAACUUUGCCCGCAAUGCCAACCUACGGCUCGUCAUCAAGAACACGGGCCACUGCUACCUCGGCAAGAGCAGCGGGGCUGGCGCCCUCAGCAUCUGGACGCACAACCUAAAGAACCUCGAGUACCAUCCUGAUCUCGAGAUUCCUGGAUACUCCGGGCCGGCAAUCAAGGUCGGCGCUGGGGUGACUGUGCGGGAGGUAUAUGCGGAGGCCGAGAGAAACGACGUGAGCGCGCUGGGCGGUAUCUGCGAGAGCGUCGGGUAUGCGGGCGGGUACGUCACCGGUGGUGGUCACACGCCUCUUUCCGGACUCUACGGCAUGGCAGCCGACCACGUCAUGGCUCUGGAAGUCGUCACAGCCGACGGGCACUUCAUCACCGCCUCGCCCGAGGAAAACACCGACCUGUACUGGGCGCUCCGCGGCGGCGGCGGCGGCACGUUCGGCGUGGUCACCUCCAUCAUCAUCCGCGUGCACCCCAAACUCCCCGUCGUCACCUCCACCUUCACCCUCAGCACGUCCCCCACCGUCAGCGCCGACGCCUUCUGGGAGGCCAUGUACAGCUACUUCUCCCUCUUCAUCCCCUUCACCGACGCCGGCACCUACUCCUGGUUCACGCUCUUCAGCGACACCAACGGCAGCCACACCUUCAGCAUGGAGCCCUUCUUCGCGCCCAACCACACCCUCACCAGUUUCACCACCCUCGUCGAGCCCUGGUUCGCCAAACUCCGCGCCCUCCACAUCCCCUUCACGCCCACCACCACCGCCCACCCCUCCUUCUACGCCGCCUACAACGCCACCUGGGGCAGCAACAUCGGCCUCAACAGCGCGGGCCGCAUCUCCGUCCCCAGCAACCGCCUGCUCCCGCGGCGCAACUGGGAGGACCCGGCCUUAUUCAACGCCACCUUCGCCGUGCUGCGCCGCCACGCGUCCGCGGGACGCUUGCUGAUGGGCUACCACCAGGCGCCGCGCAACCGUGCGGGGGUGGACAACGCGGUCAACUCGGCGUGGCGCGAGGCGGUGUGUUUUUUGAUCUUGUCGGGCCGGCUGCCGGCGGGGGUGACGGAUCCGACGGCGGAGCAGGUGCGCGCGGCGUCGGUGGAUUUGCAGGAGGAGGUGAUUGCGCCGCUGAGGGAGGUGGCACCGGAGAGUGAGGGGGGUGGGGCGUAUCUGAAUGAGGCGAAUGUGGAUGAGCCGAUGUGGAGGGAGGCGUUUUAUGGCGUGCAUUAUGAGCGGUUGUUGGAGGUCAAGAGGGCGUGGGAUCCGAGGGAGGUGUUCUAUGCGACCACGGCGGUGGGGAGUGAGGGGUGGGAGGUGAGGGAUGGGGAGAUGGGCGUGCAGACGCAGAAUGGGAGGCUGUGUCGGGUUUGAGGUUGUUGGUUCUGGAUUGCGUUCUUUUGUUUCGAACGGGCUGAGGAAAAUAUUGGAAAGCUGGUGCGUGUGUAUACUGUGCGAGUUGGAGGGGGGUUGGCGAUCGCGGUGCUCAAUGUCCAGUUGGUGGCAGA